Helicoverpa zea (corn earworm) is the source of this 2971-nucleotide messenger RNA. RefSeq names its product fatty acyl-CoA reductase 1. Lineage: Eukaryota; Metazoa; Arthropoda; Insecta; Lepidoptera; Noctuidae. Gene Ontology annotation, molecular function: alcohol-forming very long-chain fatty acyl-CoA reductase (NADP+) activity. Gene Ontology annotation, cellular component: peroxisome. The transcript is spliced from 14 exons. Gene Ontology annotation, biological process: long-chain fatty-acyl-CoA metabolic process. The record is from RefSeq and is a predicted model, not a curated record. Bases 199 to 1767 code for a protein of 522 amino acids.
AGUAACUCAUGUUAGUUCUGUUACGAAAUGUGACUAACCGGUCGCCUGCAGUUCGUUUGGUAAUGCUUGUGGACGGCCGCAGUCUCAUUCGAACCUUAACAGAUACGGUGCUGUGCUCAAGUUAAAUUAACUGCCAGUUAGACUUAACUACAGUUGAAUUUGUCAGUUUUUGGACAGCUCCUGUGCUUUAUUUUGACAAUGGCUUCGGAGACCAUGUCUGCAGCAGACCUGGAGUCGCUGCCAGACCGCAUCGCGGACACCUUCUCCGGCAUGAGGGUCCUCGUCACUGGAGGCACUGGUUUCAUGGGGAAAGUGCUGCUCGAGAAACUCCUCAGAAAAUGUCCAGACAUUGGUCAGAUCAUGCUGUUUGUCAGAAAUAAGAAAGGCAAGAAUCCUAAACAGAGAUUGGAGGAGAUCUUCAAUGGAGUUCUAUUCGAGAAAGUCCGCAACAUGCGCGGUGGAGUGGAACCACUUCUGCAGAAGGUCACCCUGGUGGCUGGAGACGUGUCCGAGCCCGACCUGGGGCUUAGCGACCAGGACCGAGCCAUGAUCAUCGCCCAGGUCGACAUUAUUAUACAUGCCGCUGCUACUAUCAGGUUCGACGAAGAGCUGAAGAAAGCUGUUCUGCUGAACGUGAGAGGCACCAAGCUCAUGGUCGAGUUAGCCAAGACUUGCAAGAAUCUAAAGCUAUUCAUCCACAUAUCUACUUCUUACUGCCACCUUCACGAGAAGCUAUUGGAAGAGCAAGCCUAUCCCCCACCGGCUGACCCCCACCACGUCAUCCAGGCUGUGGAGUGGAUGGAUGAUGAAGCCAUCGCUAUGCUUACACCCAAGUUACUAGACAAACUGCCGAACUCGUACGCGUUCACCAAGGCUUUAGGUGAGGCGCUGGUGGUAGAAGCCAUGGAACACAUACCUGCCAUGGUGCUCAGACCUUCCAUAGUGAUUCCGAUCUGGCAAGAACCGGUGCCUGGCUGGACUGACAAUAUUAACGGCCCCACUGGAUUGCUCAUCGGUGCGGGCAAAGGCGUGAUUCGCUCGAUGUACUGCAAAAGCAACAGCUACGCGGACUAUUUGCCGGUGGACGUGUUUAUAAACGGUAUCAUGAUUGUGGCGUGGAAUUAUCUGCAGAACGGGGACACAAAAUGCAAUAUAAUAAACUUCACAUCUUCAGCUGAGAUCAAGGUGACUUGGUCAGAAAUGAUUGACGCUGGACGAGAGAUUAUCAUGAACCGAGUUCCGCUCAAUGGAGUAGUAUGGUACCCCGGCGGUUCUAUGAAGCACUCUCGUUUGUACCACAACAUCUGCCUGGUAUUGUUCCACUGGGUGCCGGCUGUGCUGGUGGAUAUCCUGCUCUUCUGCCUCGGGUACAAACCUAUUUUAUGUCGAGUCCAACGGCGUAUCAACAAAGGUUUUGAAGUGUUCGAGUACUACACGAACAACCAAUGGGACUUCAAGUCUGACAUUGCUCAGACUCUACGUCAGAAGCUCAACCCUCGUGAGAGACGGGACUACAAGGUUGAUGCUGUCGGUCUGGACAUCUCGAAGUACUUCGAAGACUGCAUCAGAGCGGCGAGAGUCUUCAUUCUCAAGGAGUAUGAUGACACGCUACCAGCUGCCAGGAGGCAUAUGAGAGUAAUGUACUGGGUAGAUGUAAUCGUCCGCUGUCUAUUCUGGGGUCUCAUCUUAUACUGGCUGAGCGGCUUCGUGACUUCACCGUCCACUAUCACGGAACACAAUGCUACUGUCAUCGCUAUGGACGCGUAGAGAGAACUGUUUUAUAUCGAAUGUCCAGUAUACUGGACGUAGAGGCUCAUUUUCAUUCGUCAUUCCGAUUUCCUUCAAAACGUUUUAUGUUUUUUUAACGACGUCAAAAAUCAUCAAACGACCCCGCUGUGGGUUAGCAGCGGUGAGGGAGUGUCAGACUCUUACUGACUAAAAACCGUCGUGUUCCGUCGUAGGCUUUUUAUGUACCAGGGCCGCGGUAGCUCGUGUGAACAAUCCCGCAGCCGUUCUUAGGUACAUACCUACUAUUAUAAACUAUGUCUACCUAAUGCGCUUUCACGCUAAAACUACUGAAGCGAUUUAAAUAAAAGGCAUAGGUACAGACAGUCUGGAAUCUGAGAAAGGAAAUAGACUACAUUUUAUCAGACUUCGAGAAGUAGUUUAAGUAUUUCUUUGCUUGUUUGACCGCAUACAGGGAGCAACGACGGCUUUUCGUAACGUUUUUAAAUUACUUUAAAAAUUGAACAUAAAAAUUUGUGACCGAGUUAAUGAUCAAUGAAAAUGAGUCUUACAUUAUCAGUUCACAAUGUCUGACAUAAUUUGUCAGACUUUUAUCAGACUGCUUCUACUAUGUUGUGUAGAUAGUUACUUACAUAGUUUUUAAGUAGGUGUACUUAGUUUUUAUAAAGGUGUUUGAGCUAGCCUAAAUUCUUUUUGAGGGUGAAGAAAAUUAAAUUAAGUUGAUAUAAACUGUGUUUUAUACAGGAUAUGAAAAAAAUAUGAAUCAAAAUCGAACUUACAUACCUAAUAUUCUAUUCAUUUUUAUUUACUCUACAAAGUUCUUAAAUGACUGGUUUCUAAACAUAAUCAUAUGUAAAUACCUAUUGCAAAAAAAAAUUGGAAAUCUGGUGUAUAAAUUUAUUAGUACCUUAAAUAUCCUUGUAUUUGCAUUACAUUUUUAAAAAACGCCUUUUUCUUUAUAGUGUAAAAAGUCAUAAGUGCCUACCAUUUUUAUUUCUUUGUGAAAAAACAUAUGCCCAUCGUAUUAAUAGAAAUUAUGUCUAAAGAUUAAGGUGUAGGCUUUUACUAAAAAUAGCUCAACUAUUUGUAGUAUAGAUAUUAGUUUUUUAAAACUGUGUAUAAGACUUUUUUGUACCUAUUUCGAAUAAAAUAUAUUUUUUUCUAAGUCUCUUGUAAAAUUGAUAACUUUUGUACUGUAUAUUUUGUAAUAAAAGUUACAACAUUU